GAAGGGAAGCAGAUAUUGGAUUUUACUGAAGCUCUUUGGAAAUACUGAAGCUUCUUCUAGAAAGUGUCUAUGCACAAGAGCUACAUUUAUUGAUCGUCUUCCGCGAGGGAUUGAUACAGUGUUACUUAGCGAUUAUUUUCGAGUUCCAAUAAGGAGAAAUACAUUGAGUGCAUGGUUUCCUACCUAAGAAAUGGUUUAACGGGGAUCUGAGCAGCUAACUAAAUCUGCUAAUUAUGGUAAAGACAGAUUCCCCUCGUAGGAGUGCUCAUUGAAACAAGACAAGGCCGUGAACCCGGCGGAGUUGGUCAGGGCCUCCCUAGCCUGACCAGGCCCCUCGGUCAGGGCCUCCCUAGCCUGACCAGGCCCCUCGGUCAGGGCCUCCCUAGCCUGACCAGGCCCCUCGGUCAGGGCCUCCCUAGCCUGACCAGGCCCCUCGGUCAGGGCCUCCCUAGCCUGACCAGGCCCCUCAGUAGAGGAUGGAGGUGCUGCGUCGCUCCUCUGUAUUUGCUGCUGAGGUCAUGGAUGGGUUUGAGCGCUCACCAACUGACAAAGAGCUGAUUUCCCAGUCCAAGGCUCUGUGUAGGGACUAUAUACUCUCCAGGCUCCAUCUGGCUGGACUAGGGUGGUCCAAGGCAGAACUUAACCUCCCUACAUCCAGUGGAUCUCUCUCAGAGGUUUCAGCAGUGCUCCUCUGUCUCGGUGACGAGCUGGAAUGCAUGCGGCCGAGUGUGUACAAGAAUGUAGCGAGACAGCUCAACAUCUCGGUGUCCAUGGAGUGCAUGGUGACUGACGCCUUCCUCGCCGUGGCAUCGGAGAUCUUCUCCACAGGUAUCACGUGGGGCAAGGUGGUGUCUCUGUAUGCUGUAGCUGGGGCCCUGGCAGUGGACUGUGUACAGCAGGGCCAACCGGCCACAGUUCACACCAUAGUUGAUAGUCUGGGCCAGUUUGUCCGCAAGUUCCUGGCCCCUUGGUUAAAGAAACGAGGAGGAUGGAUGGACAUAAGAAAAUGUGUGGUCAAAUCGGAUCCCGCCCCUGAACCCCAUUGGCUGGCCUCUAGUACAGAGUCCUUCAAGUACCUCCUCACUACAUUGUAUGUUUAUAUCAUGAAGGAACAAUGACACGCAGCCCUGGAGAGGACUGGGGAUGACUAAUAUUCACCUGAAGGAUUGAAGGGGGAAACGGAAUGGAAGGCCUCACUUAUGGACUCUGCUGGUUGAGAUCUGUGAUGACUGAAAGUCACUCACAACAGUACUGCAGUCAUAUUCUUAUUGUUAGCCGCUACCCUUCAUCCAAAGAGUAGUCGCAUUGACUGUCACACGCGUCAUCCACAAUCAGGUCAGAUCUCUUACUCAUUUGUUCUUUAAAUAUGGAUCACGCCUCCGCUAACAAUCUUUAAGUGGUGCAUUAAUUAGGGGUGGAUGUAUCUCACUGAAGGAGGAUCUGUCUUCUGUCUGUACAGUCAUCUGAUGGUCUUGUGUUGUCUAAUAUGUAACAGAUGGACGUCAGAUGAGUCACUUCGCAUCUCAACUGGCUCCCUAGUGCCUGAGGCUCACUUCCUGGGCAGUUGGGAUGUUGGGUGAAUCAUCAAAUGUUUCAAUGCAUUCUGGGAUGGUACCCUGUUCUGUUGCACUUGGCUGAUUUCUAUAUUUAUUCAGUUCAUUAAGGGUCUAAUGCUAUGAGAAGUAUUUUAAUGUUAGAUAUUGUAUCCUUUGAUACUGUCUGUCUAUGAGUACUGUCUGGGGCUUGUUUCUUUAUUUAAACUAAUGGUAAGCAGGGUCAGUGCAGAGAGAGAUGCUGGUAUUGACUGGUGGUAAUGUUGGUAUUUAUCCAAUUGGAGAAUGUAUGUGAUAACUUGCACAGUAUUGUUGUUGUGGGUGUUGGUAUGU
This is a messenger RNA of Hypomesus transpacificus, 1886 nucleotides long. It is a transcript of the gene bokb, whose product is annotated as BCL2 family apoptosis regulator BOK b. Gene Ontology annotation, biological process: regulation of apoptotic process; extrinsic apoptotic signaling pathway in absence of ligand; intrinsic apoptotic signaling pathway in response to DNA damage. The coding region runs from base 477 to 1118 and encodes 213 amino acids. The transcript is spliced from 5 exons. Gene Ontology annotation, molecular function: protein homodimerization activity; protein heterodimerization activity. Gene Ontology annotation, cellular component: mitochondrial outer membrane. NCBI's taxonomy places the organism in Eukaryota, Metazoa, Chordata, Actinopteri, Osmeriformes, Osmeridae. The record is from RefSeq and is a predicted model, not a curated record.